AUGCGAUUCUCUGCAGCUGCUCUCCUCUCGUCUGUGCCACUCAUUGCGGCUCAAACCUACACGAACUGCAAUCCGCUGCAUACCUCUUGUCCUCCAGAUCCCGCGCUGGGAAAGUCGGCCAGCUUCGACUUCACCAAAGGCGCCUCGGACCAGUGGACGCCCAGCGGUGGCACUCCCACGUACGACAGCAGCAAAGGCGCCGCGUUCACCAUUGCCAAGCAGGGCGAUGCGCCGCUGAUCACCUCGAAAUUCUACAUCAUGUUCGGCCACGUCGAGUACGUGAUCCAGGCCGCUCCGGGCACGGGCAUUGUCAGCAGCGCCGUCCUGCAGUCGGACGACCUGGACGAGAUCGACUGGGAAUGGCUGGGCGGCGACGACAGCAGCGUGCAGACCAACUACUUUGGCAAGGGCGACACCAGCACCUACAACCGCGCCGCGACGUACUCGGCCCCAAACAACCACGAUGGCUUCCACACGUACGCCAUCGACUGGACGGCCGACCAUAUCGUGUGGCAGAUUGACGGCACGACGGUGCGCACCCUCACUCCCGAGACGGCGGACACCAACCAGUACCCGCAGACGCCCAUGAUGAUCAAGGUUGGCAUCUGGGCGGGCGGUGAUCCCAGCAACCCGCAAGGAACCAUCCAAUGGGCUGGCGGUGUGACGCAGUACGACCAAGGUCCGUUCACCAUGUACGUCAAGUCGAUCUCGGUGACGGACUACUCGACGGGCUCGCAGUACAAAUACACUGAUGAGAGCGGCACCUGGGAGUCGAUUGAGGCCGUUGGCGGCAAGGUGAACGGGAACAGCGGCGCGGCCGUGUCGGUGGCCACGUCGGCUCCAGCGGUCACGGCCACUCCGGACAGCUCGCAGCCCAUUCCUUGGAGCGGCACGCAUCGGGAGACGUCCAGUUUCUCGACUCCCAGUAUCUGGCCCUGGGUGCCGGCCGCCUCCUCCUCGUUGACGGACACGAUCCCGAGCGGUUGGCCCAGUGCAUCGCCGCCCAGUGCGGUCUCUACAACCUCCCCAUCUAUUACCUCGUCUUCUUCCUCCUCGUCGGGUUCCUCUUCCCCCUCUGGCGGUGAGACGGCCGUCAGCUCACCCUCACAAACCACCGCCCCGUCCAGGUCAGGCCAGACGACGCUGGUGACUUCGGUGACCACCGCUUCUCCGCAGGCAUCAGGCUCGACGUCUGCGACGACGUCUGUCCCUCCGGCGCCCGCUAAGAGUGCGGCAGCGAGCCGGCUCGAGGCUGCGCGGGCUGCCGCUCUGUGCGCAGUCCUCGGAAGCGCAUUCCGUCUGUUGAUUUGA
This is a messenger RNA of Rasamsonia emersonii CBS 393.64, 1311 nucleotides long. Its product is annotated as cell wall glucanosyltransferase. Gene Ontology annotation, cellular component: fungal-type cell wall. Gene Ontology annotation, molecular function: hydrolase activity, hydrolyzing O-glycosyl compounds; glycosyltransferase activity. The coding region runs from base 1 to 1311 and encodes 436 amino acids. The record is from RefSeq and is a predicted model, not a curated record. The transcript is spliced from 4 exons. NCBI's taxonomy places the organism in Eukaryota, Fungi, Ascomycota, Eurotiomycetes, Eurotiales, Trichocomaceae. Gene Ontology annotation, biological process: fungal-type cell wall organization; carbohydrate metabolic process.